Orbilia oligospora ATCC 24927 is the source of this 1551-nucleotide messenger RNA. RefSeq lists its product as uncharacterized. Bases 1 to 1551 code for a protein of 516 amino acids. NCBI's taxonomy places the organism in Eukaryota, Fungi, Ascomycota, Orbiliomycetes, Orbiliales, Orbiliaceae. The transcript is spliced from 4 exons. The record is from RefSeq and is a predicted model, not a curated record.
AUGUCUGCCCAUCAUUUAUGUGUGGGGUCAUCGAGCUUCCCAGAAUGGUACUCAAGGACCCCAGCAGCUGUCCAGUCUUAUAGCUGGAACAAUAAUUCCGACCCCGCAAAAGAUGCAUAUGAUGAAGCAGUUCGCAUAUUUUCAACUACUUUUAGCAAAGUCGACGAGAAGAUUCUUCUUCAGAAUCACACUACGUUAUCCGAUGUUAUCACUACCGUCGAGUCGCUCAAAGCGGCACACGAGUCUAAAACUCUGAAAUCGGAAAAACUACAACAAUACCUACGAAUUUUUUCCUCCCGUAUAAUGUACUACGGUACAGUCUUAGAUGUCAUGGUUCAGCACCAUCCCGAAUAUGCCUCGCUCGCUUGGGGCACUAUGAAGUUCUUGUUCCAGGGAGUCAUGAACCACGAGGAGCUUGUUGUACAAUUAGCUAAAGGUAUAACAAAAAUUGCCGUUGCACUGCCACGAAUGGAGCUACGGGCCAUACUUUACCCAACAGCUCAGAUGAGGCACUUGAUCCAGACUUUAUACGCCCAUAUCAUUAAAUUUCUCAUGAGAGCGGUGAAAUGGUACCAACAGCCAACAUGGAAACGGGCGGUAUCGUCGAUAACUGAACCGUUUGCGCUGCAUUUCAAAGAUAUCCUUGAGGAUAUAUCGGAGCAGUCCCGGCAAAUUGACCAACUCGCGGUAGCGGCAUCUCAGGCGGAGUUAAGAGAUAUGCAUAUCAUGAUAGCUAGCAUGAAAACCCUUCUCGUCGACGAGAUAUCACCUGGAAUCCGGGAUUUACAACUCUCCUCAGCACUAGAUUUUGUCAGCCGGACUAGAUAUAUCGAUCCAGAGGCUAGCUUACGGUAUUGUAAACUGCUGAGUAACCGACGCAGCGAACCACGCCGCUAUCUUGUGGACGCACAGCUUCUAUGUACGCUCAGAGGAUGGGUGACAGUGGACACCAGUUCAACAAUGGUAAUUAAGGGAGCUGGCAUAAGAGUUCCUGCGCAAUGCCGAGACUUUGGCGCGGACUUGAUUCAUUGCGCUAAGCGGCCCACGAUCCCGUUAAUAUGGGCUCUGGAAGCCGCGCCUGGAAACGACGAUAGGGAUCGAAUUUUGUCAGCUGUUGAUCUUCUCAAAUACUUGGUUUUCCAGAUCCUCAAGCUCAACUCAAAUACAAUGCCCCGGAACGUAAACGCAUCGAUAUUUAGGACUGCUAGCACAGAAGCUGAGUGGUUUAACUUGCUUACCGCAUUAUUAUCGACGCUCCCUCGGGUAAUAAUUGUGGUGGACGCAUCUCUCAUUGGAGAACGCCUCUCGGACGAUAUUUCAUGGAUCGAUGCCUUUUUUAGGGUCUUCGAAGAUCUUAGAAUCCUAAGGAAUUCAGCAACGAUUGUUAAAGUUGUUCUCUUGAACUUCGAUACGACUGACGCUCGCGCUUCUGACUUUACUUUGCUUAAUUUGCGAACUGCUAAGGGUAGAGGGAGCUCGCGAGGAAAUGCGGCAGUGAAUAGGAGAAGGGCACAGAGGGGUCUUCGUACUACAUUGAGAGGAAUCAAUUAA